This is a messenger RNA of Penicilliopsis zonata CBS 506.65, 1377 nucleotides long. RefSeq lists its product as hypothetical. The record is from RefSeq and is a predicted model, not a curated record. Lineage: Eukaryota; Fungi; Ascomycota; Eurotiomycetes; Eurotiales; Aspergillaceae. The transcript is spliced from 4 exons. Gene Ontology annotation, molecular function: lyase activity. Gene Ontology annotation, cellular component: periplasmic space. The coding region runs from base 1 to 1179 and encodes 392 amino acids.
AUGAAAUUGGCCAAUAUCUUUUAUUUAGCCACUUUUGGCCUUAACGACUCCCAAUCCCAGCAGACCAUCGUUCAUCCUGGUCUGCUGCAUAGUGAUAGAGACUUUGCUCGAAUCCAAGGUUAUAUCGCUGCCAAAACCCAGCCUCAAUAUCAAGCUUGGCUCAACCUGGCUGCUGCUGCCAAUCCAGAUUAUGUUCCAAGCCCGCAAGUAUAUGUGUGCAGAGGAGAUUCCGAUUGUACCCAGAAUUAUCCCUCCCUAUAUAGGGACAUCGCUGCGGCCUAUGCAAAUGCCCUUACCUGGAGAAUCAAUGGAACAACCGCCAAUGCCGACGCUGCGGCCAGGAUUCUGGAUGCAUGGAGCUCAACCCUCACGGAGGGCAUUCUUGGGAGCGCGGAUCGAUUCCUGGCAGCCGGACUCUACGGGUAUCAGCUUGCUAAUGUUGCCGAAAUCUUGCGGGAAUAUCCUGCCUGGACUGGACUUGAUGCCGUGAUAGAAAUCCUAGUCAAGUACUUUUAUGCUGAAAACAUCGACUUUCUGGUCAACCAUAACGGUGCAUCAAUAGACAACUACUGGGCAAACUGGGAUCUUUGCACCCUUUGUUCGAUUCAUAGUAUUGGUGUCCUCUCUGAUAAUCAAACGAUGAUCGAUGAGGCGAUUGAUUAUUUCAAGAACGGUACGGGUAUGGGCGCUCUCCUCAACGCCAUCUGGUAUAUUUCUACGGAAGAAGGCUCCGACAAACCUCUUGGUCAAGGCCAGGAAGCUGGUCGCGACCAGGGACAUUCAACUCUGGAUUUUGCUCUGCUCGGCGUGCUCGCCCAACAAGGCUAUAACCAAGGAGUUGACCUAUUCUCUCUCUACUCCAAUAGGAUCCUUGCAGGCUCGGAAUAUGCUUUCAAGUACAAUGUUUACGAAGACGUUCCCUUCGAAACCUAUACAAAUAUCCAUGGCACUGCCACAGGUAUCAGCCCGGCAAGUCGCGGAGACAUUCGUCCGAUAGCAGAGCUGCUCUACGCACACUAUAACGGCGUCAUGGGUUUGAAUGCUUCUUGGACCGGCCUGUAUCGCGAUUUGGUCGUCAAUGCCAGUGGAGGCGCUGAAGGAGGUGGUGGCGACUACGGGUCGACCAGCGGUGGCUACGACCAGCUGGGCUGGGGGACGAUCCUGUAUCGUCGGGACUAGAAUAAUGAGGCAGAAAUUGGUGCUUUCAUCAUUCGUUCCCCCAGCUAUAGCCUUAACUCAACGCAAGACUGGCGUGGGUGCAUUUUUCUUAUAUUUCCUCGCCCCCGGGAUAUUCAACCAUCCGACAAGUACACUCGCUUAUUGAGACCCUUAAUCACUCCCUGCAUUUCCAAAGCUGCCCAUAUAAUUAUGGGUUAU